GAGCACAGGAGCACCAGCCAGACUCAUUCACACACUGACUCCUCAGAUACACAAGAAGAGCUCAAGGCUUGCAGAAAUUAAGCAAGGGGGGCGAGACACAGAAAUCCAGCAACUGCACAUGCAACAUUUCCUAUCUAAACUCUGGAUGCUACCUUCUUCCGAAGAGCUGGAUUUUCUCUUUAUUCCAAAGGUUGGCUUUUUCCUUAAUCCAAGAUUUUGGCAUCGGCUGACCAGUUGCUCCCAGGGUGCCCAGGAAGAAGUUUUGUAGACAGAGGCCAGCUCCUGCUCUUUGAGAAGAAGAAUGAGCAGCUCCUCCGUCGAGUCAUUAGUAAGCCCAGGGCUGGAGGACAGCCAGACAGAGAAAAUUCCAAGCCCAGGGAAGUCUCUCAGUCCUGUGCUUAUGUGUAAGGUCUGUGGGGAUACCAGCAGUGGUAAACACUAUGGUAUUUAUGCCUGUAAUGGUUGUAGUGGCUUCUUCAAGCGAAGUGUCAGAAGAAAGCUCAUCUACAGGUGCCAGGCAGGUACUGGGAUGUGUCCUGUGGAUAAAGCGCAUCGGAAUCAGUGCCAGGCUUGUAGGCUGAAGAAAUGUUUGCAGGCUGGUAUGAAUAAAGACGCCGUUCAGAAUGAACGCCAGCCCCGUAGCACUGCCCAGGUCCGAUUGGACACUGCUGAGCUUGACCCUGAAAAGGAGCACAUAGCCACAACCAGAGAGCCCACUUCGUCAUCUGCCAGCAGCCAGAGACCAGCUUCCUCCAACAUCAGCAGCAGUCAGACAACCAUCAGUCCACCAAACAACCACCGGUUCAUGGCCAGCCUAAUGACUGCUGAGACCUGUGCCAAGCUGGAGCCUGAGGACGUGGAUGAGAACAUCGAUGUGACAAGCAAUGAGCCAGAGAGGACAUCCACCGAAUACCAGAUGUCCAUUUACCCCCCGAGUAGUCUUGAGAACGUGUAUGAGACUUCCGCCAGAUUGCUCUUCAUGGCAGUUAAAUGGGCCAAGAAUCUUCCAGUCUUCUCUAAUCUACCAUUCCGGGACCAGGUGAUCCUGUUGGAGGAAGCCUGGAAUGAGCUCUUCCUGCUCUGUGCUAUCCAGUGGUCCAUGCCAUUGGAAAGUUGCCCUUUGUUGUCAUUACCUGAACUCUCCCAUUGCCCUCAGGGAAAGAGUAGUCCUGCCGUGGCUGACAUCCGCAUCCUGCAGGAGAUCAUGAGUCGCUUCAAAGCCAUUGCUGUGGACCCCACCGAGUUUGCAUGCCUGAAGGCUGUUGUACUCUUUAAACCAGAAACAAGAGGUUUGAAGGACCCAGAGCAGGUGGAGAAUCUACAGGAUCAGUCUCAAGUGAUGCUGGGUCAGCACAGCAGGACACAUUACCCAAUCCAGCCAGUUAGAUUUGGGAAGUUGCUGCUCCUCCUACCAUCACUCCGUUUUGUCUCUUCAGAACAAAUUGAGCUGCUAUUUUUCCACAGAACCAUUGGUAAUACUCCCAUGGAAAAACUUCUCUGUGACAUGUUCAAGAGUUGAAUGUCCCAAGCAGCAUCUCCUACUAUGUACUGACUCCUCCCUCUUCUCAACACCUCUAGGCCCAAAACGUCAGCUUUCCUGCUCCUCUGAUGCUGCUUGGCCUUCUGUGUUCAUCCAGCUCUACACCUUGUUAUCUCAGAUUCUCCAGCAUCUGCAGUACCUACUAUCUCUGAAACAACCUUCUACUGUCUGUUCCCUGUAUUAUUCUUGCUAACUUCCCAAAAACAUCAAGUCCUCUGUCUGCAACCACCACUAAGGCACUACACCCUAUGAUACCGUCUCUCUGACAUGUCACCCUACCUAUUUAUUAUUGUCUCACAUAUCAAAUUCUAUCCCAACAUUUUACAUACUCAGUUUUCCUGAACAACUAACGUUUCAAACCUUUAUAAUUUUUAAAUGUAUGAAGAUUGAAUAUAUUUCUAUACAAGAAUAAAACUGAAAUCUGGUUACUCCCCACCUACGUCCGUGGCACCACCCACGCCCUCCACCUUCUCCAGGACUUCCAAUUCCCUGGCCCCCAACACCUCAUAUUCACCAUGGACGUCCAGUCCCUGUACACCUGCAUUCCGCAUGGAGAUGGCCUCAAGGCCCUCCGCUUCUUCCUGUCCCGCAGGCCCGACCAGUCCCCCUCCACCGACACUCUCAUCCGCCUAGCUGAACUCGUCCUCACA
Molecule: messenger RNA, 2190 nt
Organism: Stegostoma tigrinum
Lineage: Eukaryota; Metazoa; Chordata; Chondrichthyes; Orectolobiformes; Stegostomatidae
Gene: nr2e3
Product: nuclear receptor subfamily 2, group E, member 3
Exons: 8
Coding region: 302-1519 (405 amino acids)
Biological process (GO): negative regulation of transcription by RNA polymerase II; cell differentiation; anatomical structure development
Molecular function (GO): nuclear receptor activity; RNA polymerase II cis-regulatory region sequence-specific DNA binding; zinc ion binding
Source: RefSeq, a predicted model, not a curated record